This is a messenger RNA of Sceloporus undulatus (fence lizard), 5448 nucleotides long. It is a transcript of the gene SV2B, whose product is annotated as synaptic vesicle glycoprotein 2B. Bases 890 to 2983 code for a protein of 697 amino acids. Lineage: Eukaryota; Metazoa; Chordata; Lepidosauria; Squamata; Phrynosomatidae. The transcript has 14 exons. Gene Ontology annotation, cellular component: membrane. The record is from RefSeq and is a predicted model, not a curated record. Gene Ontology annotation, molecular function: transmembrane transporter activity. Gene Ontology annotation, biological process: transmembrane transport; chemical synaptic transmission.
GGUGCCCGCCGUCCCCUCGGCCGGUGCCGAACACUCAUCAGUUUCCUAUAUAUAAAGUUAAAGUCAACACAUCUGUUAUAUUUGCAAUUCCCUGCUGGCCAGGUCUCCUCCCACCCCUCCCAUCUGUUCUGCCUGCAGCCUCCCUGUUCUUCCCUACAGCUUUUGUUGUUGGUGUGUGAGACACACACACAUGCACCCUCUCCCUCUCUCUUGCUAGGGAUGGACUCUCUCACAGCUGAUCCUUCCUCACCUGGACGCAUGUCCUCAGUGGGCUGAUCCACGCAGCUUGGCCAGGACUCCUUGGUGGCUCCAGUUUAAUCCCUCCUGGCUGCCAGCACCUAAAGAGGCGAGAAGAAGAGAAGGGAGCAAUGCCUGGUGAAGGAAUAAAGACAUGAUUGGAAACUCUGGAACAAAACCUUGACUGAAUCCUAGGAAUUGCAUUGUGGAAUAAUCUGCAACGAUUUGCAAUUUUCAAGACUUCAUGAGCCCCAGAGGUAAGAGUGUGACCUUUGGCUGCAGAAUGAAUCAGGAAAGCAAGCAACCAGCUCCAUGCCACUGACUCCUGGUUAUACAAAGUCGCUGAUCCUUCUUCAUAUAUUGGCCUGUGACAUCUUUUGUCAACUGGAGGAAGAAAAGGCGAGACCCAGCUGAGAUCAGAAAUAGUUUGCAAUGUUUCCAAGGGAGGAUACCAUCCUUUAAUUAAAAACUACAUCACUGCAAAAGUUCCCAACGUUUCUGUUGGCUUUUCGGACACCAAGUGCAGGCAUCAUGCUCCUAUAGUUUUAAUGGGAAAACUUGGGUGCAGUAAGAAAUAGCAAUAGCAUACAAACACAUUACACUAAAGUGAUAAAUAAACCUCAGUGUAUCCCAAACAUCUCUAGACCUCAACAUGGAUGAUGGCCAUAGAGGCAAGGUGAACCAGGUUUCUGAUGACUACCGAUACCAAGAUGGCAACUAUGAAGGCUAUGCCCCCAGCAAUGGCUAUUAUCAGGGCAGGGAGGAGCCUGGUCAAGAAGAAGAUGCCCAAAGCGAUGCCACCGAAGGCCAUGAUGAAGAUGACGAGGUCUACGAAGGAGAGUACCAGGGUAUCCCUCACCCAGACGACAUCAAGGCCAAGCAAAAGAAGAAAUCCCAGGCGCUUCCAGACGAGUUUAGAGACCAUGCCGAACUCAUGGCGGAGAAGAUGGAGGACGAGGAGCAGCUGGCUCACCAGUAUGAGAACAUAAUUGAGGAGUGCAGCCAUGGACGCUUCCAGUGGAUCCUCUUCUUCAUCCUUGGCUUGGCUCUGAUGGCAGACGGGGUGGAAGUGUUUGUGGUCGGCUUUGUCCUGCCCAGCGCCGAAAAGGAUAUGUGCUUGUCCAGCUCCAACAAAGGGAUGCUAGGAUUGAUCGUCUACCUGGGCAUGAUGGUUGGAGCCAUUUUGUGGGGCGGCCUGGCAGACAAACUGGGCCGGAAGCAAUGCCUGACCCUUUCGCUCUCCAUCAAUGCUACCUUUGGCUUCCUCUCCUCCUUUGUACAAGGAUAUGGGUUUUUUCUCUUCUGCCGCCUUAUCUCUGGUUUUGGCAUUGGAGGAUCCCUCCCCAUUGUCUUUGCCUAUUUCUCUGAAUUCCUGUCCCGGGAGAAAAGAGGGGAGCACCUGAGCUGGCUCUGCAUGUUUUGGAUGAUCGGAGGGCUUUAUGCCUCUAUCAUGGCCUGGAGCAUCAUUCCACAUUAUGGAUGGGGUUUCAGUAUGGGGACCAGCUAUCACUUCCACAGCUGGAGGGUCUUUGUGGUUGUCUGCUCUCUCCCUUGCAUAGCAUCUCUUAUAGCGCUGAAGUUCAUGCCAGAAAGUCCACGGUUUUUGCUGGAGAUAGGGAAGCAUGAUGAAGCCUGGAUGAUCCUCAAACAAGUCCAUGACACCAACAUGAGAGCCAAAGGAGAGCCAGAAAGAGUGUUUACGGUGGCCAACAUCAAAACUCCAAAGCAGAUAGAUGAGUUCAUUGAAAUCCAGAGCUCCACGGGAACAUGGUACCAGCGCUUUUUGGUCAGAGCCACAACUACCUUCCGACAGGUUUUGGACAAUGUGCUUUACUGUUUGACAGCCCAGUAUAGAAUGAAUACCCUGUUUCUGGCAAUUGUCUGGUUCUCUAUGGCCUUAAGUUACUACGGCCUUAUUGUCUGGUUCCCGGACAUGAUACGCUAUUAUCAAGACGAAGCAUAUAAGUCUCGCGAGAAAGUCUUUUACCAGGAAUCGGUGAAGGACAUCACCUUCAACUUCACCCUGGAAAAUCAAGUCCACAGGAAUGGGACAUACAUCAAUGACAAGUUCAUGAAGAUGAAGUUCAGGGAUGUGACCUUUGAGGAUUCAGUGUUUGAGGAGUGCUACUUUGAAGAUGUCACAGCGAGUGAGACCUUCUUCAGAAACUGCACCAUUGUCAGAACCGUCUUCUUUAAUACAGACCUUUAUGAACACAAAUUCAUUGAGUGCACCUUUAUGAAUUCCACAUUCUUGGAGCAGAAGAAAGGUUGUCAGCUGGAUUUUGAGCGAGACAACGAUUUCCUCAUUUACCUGGUCAGCUUCUUAGGCAGCCUUUCAGUAUUGCCUGGCAAUAUAAUCUCUGCAUUGCUAAUGGACAAAGUUGGGAGGAUCAAGAUGAUUGGGGGCUCUAUGCUGAUCUCCGCCGUCUGCUGCUUCUUCUUGUUCUUUGGCAACAGUGAGUCGGCCAUGAUCGGCUGGCAGUGCCUCUUCUGUGGCACCAGCAUUGCCGCCUGGAAUGCCCUGGAUGUCAUCACUGUGGAGCUCUACCCAACGCAUAAAAGAGCCACAGCCUUUGGCAUACUCAAUGGGAUCUGCAAAAUCGGGGCCAUCUUGGGAAACUCGAUCUUUGCCUCCUUCGUUGGCAUAACCAAAGUGGUCCCCAUCCUCCUGGCUUCCUCUGCUUUGGUCGGAGGAGGUCUCCUUGCCCUGCGGUUGCCAGAGACACGCGACCAAGUCUUGAUGUGAGCCAUUUGAAUGGAGAAAGGAAAUGUCAACAGACUACUCUACGGAGGGCCAUGCUUUAAAUCAAAACGUCCGCCAGUAUUUCUCCACUGAUACCUCAGAUUUGGGGGGAGGGAAGAGGAGAGGAGGAGGCACCCCACUGAGCGAACGUCAAAACCUUAGUUCUAGGACAAGUGUGAAGUGGCGAUGGUGCCCACAUGGCCAGGCUUAUACACACACAAACACACAAACACAUACACAAAUACAGAUACACACCCAGAGCUUUGCUCAUUGCUUCAGAGCUAACACUUUUUAGGGGGCCAUCGGAGCCCUGUCUUCUGGCCGAAUGUGUGUGACCAUCUCAAACACAAAUUGAUAUCCGCAGCAGCGUUGUGAUUAUGCAUGUCGUUGUCAGUGUGUGUGUGUGUGUGUUGUAGGGAGUGACACAAGCCACUCCGCCACCAAGUGACCCUCUCAGAGCUCAACUGAAUGGCUUGUUGUCUGCGUUUCUAUACCUUUCCAAGCAAACCAUGGGGGAAAUCCAAGCUCAUUCAGCAACGGCAACCAAAUGUGUGCUCAGGGGGCAAUCUUUUUUGGGAAAGUCAUCAGCCAUUGGUUCGAUGUUUGGCGGAGGAUGAGCUCUACUUUAGAAAACCCAAAGCGAGAUGCCCAGUCUAGUCUUUGUGUUUUCACAGAGGAAGACGCUGAGCCUAUCCUUGGCAACUGGACAAUCCUUCUUUCUCUCACACCAAGGACCAUAGAUUUGCAAUGGGCCUCUUAAUGUAUUUAGUCCAAUCCUCUGCUUAAGUAACUUAUAUCCAUGGUUCAUUCUGGAAAAUCCUCAUCUAUGUUUGCUUUGCUACUUUGAAUAAACUUCCCAUUCCAUUUGCAUCAAGUCAUUCAUAACACAAACUAGAAAUGAACGUGUUACCCACAUAUAUUUUCAUUGCAUUCAGUUGGGAUAGGAAAUAGUGAAAAGAAAUGGUUGGCAUUUAAUUUAAUACACCUUGGCAGUCUUUGAGAUGCAUUGGUUUGGGGUCGGAAGCAUAUUUUUUACCAUUGGGGGUUAUAUGUUGAUGUUAUUGUUGCUGUUGUUGUUGGUCUAACUAGUUCCACUCCUGUUUUCUUCACUGAACAUUAUGUGAUUCCUGAAACCAAAUAUGUACAUAUCCUGCAGUGUAAAUAGGAGUCCAGUUGGUAAACUUAAGACGAUGGGGACUGCAGAAAUUUUUACCAGUAUUAUAGCCAUAUUUACCAAUGGAAAAUGUCUAAACUACAUAGAGAUUUCUGCCUGACUGGAACACUGUAAAGCACAGUUAAGGGAGUAGCCAUGUCAGCAGUUUCUUUUGUAGAGGAACUGCACUCCGCAGAAAUCAUUGCGUUGUACAGACUGAAUCUCUGAUCUUCAGCCAAGCGGGGAGAAAGAAAGUUCUUCAUAUACUUUGCAAAAAGAAAAACAGCCUCCAAACUCUGGGGAUUUGUUGAGCUCCUCUGAACAUGGCUGGGAUGGCCUCAGACUUAAGCCAACCAUGCUUGGCUCCAGCAUCAGGAAGCAAUGAUGGAACAAACAUGUUAAGUGGCUCUGUUGUAUGUCAAAGAUUAAUAGCAUCAGGUUGGACCUCUGCAUCAAGUUAAGUUGGACCUCUGAUGGAUGAACCAAGUUCUACUUUGACCUGUUGUCUAUGAGGCCAUGAGCAAUCUGAAGAGGAUCUGAAGAAACAUCUAUUCUAGCCCAGGCCCAAAGACUUCUGCCAAAUUAUUUGCUUAUGGUUUGAUUUCUUUCACGCUUGCGGAGGGUUGCAGCUGAGGGUCUACGCUGUUGGCAAAGAUCUCUUCAAACAAAACACAAUCAGGAAAAAUGAGCCAUCCUCAGAGACAUGCCAUAUGAAAAACUGCCUCUUUGCACCACAAUCUUUCUUAGGGCAUACGGACAGACUGUGUUAAAAACCAGCUGGUUUUAUGCAUCUCCUCGAAUUGCAUGAACUGUAUUCUCCUCCUCUUCGUUCUUUGCAGUCAGCUUUAAUGCCCUCGCUGCUUCUUUCUUCCGGUUCUCUUUAAUGAUGUCAAAAAAAGCCAUAUUGUCUAGUUCACUCUUAGGGGGCAAAAAAUGGGCAGGGAUGAGUUUAAAUCCAAACUGGCAUCUUUCUGUUUGCCUCUGCUGAUCCUCUUCCAGGCGCACUAUAUAGACAUCUCCAUACCUAACCUGUGUAACCUGUGUGUUAAGACCUCCUCCUGCUAGCUGUGGGAUCCGUGGCUGUAGCAUAAUCUGUACAGAAGAAAUGUAUUAUUCAGUAGAUGUUUAAUCCCAUCUGGACACCCGCAUUUUCCUUUUUACCCCUUUCCAUCCCCCCCCUUCUUCUCCUUUUGGUCAGUUGUCUUGAAGGAGUUGCUUCCUAAUUCCUUGUCUUUCUCCCCACCGAACACAUCUCCGACUUUGGAAAAUCCAUGUCAAGCAAUGAAAUUGCAAUAAACCUAAACCAAAUGUGUCA